AUGGACAAGAUUAGCAUCUUACUGGGGUCUCAGGAUUUCUGGAAGACAGGAGUAGCUGAGGAAAGAAAGUUUGUUUCCCUUUUGAGUCUGGUUUUGUUUGUUAAAUUUUUGGAGGUGGAAUCUGGAGAAAGAAAGAGCAUCAAUUCAGAGUUGUGGCAUGCUUGUGCCGGGCCACUGGUUUCCUUGCCUCCACUUGGAAGCCUCGUAGUUUACUUUCCUCAAGGCCACAGUGAGCAGGUUGCAGCAUCAAUGCAAAAGGAGACUGAUUUCAUACCGAGCUACCCCAACCUUCCUUCCAAGUUGAUUUGCAUGCUUCAUAAUGUCACGUUGCAUGCUGAUGUGGAAACUGAUGAGGUCUAUGCACAGAUGACCCUUCAACCAGUAAGCAAAUAUGACAAGGAAGCACUGCUGGCAUCUGACAUGGGGCUAAAGCAAAACAGGCAACCUACUGAGUUCUUCUGCAAAACUCUUACAGCUAGUGACACAAGUACUCAUGGUGGAUUUUCUGUACCUCGUCGAGCAGCUGAGAAGAUUUUCCCUCCUCUAGACUUUUCAAUGCAACCACCUGCUCAGGAGCUGAUGGCCAGAGAUUUACAUGACAAUACAUGGACGUUUAGACAUAUUUAUCGAGGGCAACCAAAAAGGCACCUGCUCACUACAGGUUGGAGUGUCUUUGUCAGCACAAAAAGACUUUUCGCUGGUGAUUCCGUUCUAUUCAUAAGAGAUGAAAAAUCGCAGCUUCUAUUGGGUAUAAGGCGUGCCAAUAGACAACAACCAGCUCUCUCUUCAUCAGUCAUAUCCAGUGAUAGUAUGCACAUUGGAAUUCUUGCUGCUGCAGCUCAUGCUGCUGCAAACAACAGCCCAUUUACUAUAUUUUACAAUCCAAGGGCAAGCCCUUCUGAGUUUGUGAUUCCCUUCUCCAAGUAUAAUAAAGCCAUGUAUACGCAAGUGUCACUUGGCAUGAGAUUUAGAAUGAUGUUUGAGACUGAAGAGUCAGGAGUGCGUAGAUACAUGGGUACAAUCACUGGCAUCAGUGAUAUGGAUCCAGUGCGCUGGAAAAAUUCGCAGUGGCGCAAUCUUCAGGUCGGGUGGGAUGAAUCAACUGCUGGUGAACGACCAAGCAGAGUUGCGAUUUGGGAGAUUGAGCCGGUUGUAACUCCUUUCUACAUAUGCCCACCUCCAUUUUUCAGACCAAAGUUCCCUAAGCAGCCAGGGAUGCCAGAUGACGAGUCUGAUAUAGAGAAUGCUUUUAAAAGAGCCAUGCCUUGGCUUGGAGAUGAAUUUGGCAUGAAGGAUGCCCCAAGCUCAGUCUUUCCUGGUUUGAGCUUAGUUCAAUGGAUGAGCAUGCAGCAAAAUAAUCAGUUUCCAGCUGCUCAAUCAGGAUUCUUCCCAUCAAUGGUUCCUUCCAAUGCCAUGAAUAAUAACCUUAGCGCUGAUGAUCCAUCAAAGUUACUGAAUUUUCAAGCCCCUGGCCUAUCUGCUCCAAGUAUCCAAUUUAACAAAACAAAUCCACAAAACCAAGUCAGUCAGUUGCCUCAACUACCAACAGCAUGGACUCAGCAACAGCAGCUGCAACAAUUAUUGCAGACUCCUAUUAACCAACAGCAGCCACCUUAUCCCCAACAGCAACCACAACAGCAGCAACAGCAACAGCAACAGCAACAGCAUCAACAGCAACAGCAGCAGCAUCGGCCACAGGCACAUCAACAGCAGCAGCAGCAGCAGAUUUUCCAACCACCUACUCUAAAUGACAGUGUGGUUUCCCCGAACCAGAUUCCAAAUCAGAAUUUGCAGCAACCAGUUGUAUACUCUCAGCUUCAGCAGCAGCAGCAGUUACUGGCAAGCAAUUCCCAAUCCCAAAGCAUCCCUUCUGCUAAUAAAAGUUCAUAUCCGCUGACCUCUUUACCACAAGACUCGCAGUUUCAUCAACAAAUGGAGCAGCAAUCUAACCUUUUACAGAGACAACAGCAACAGACUCAAUUGCAACAGUCCCCACUGCUAUUGUUACAGCAAAACCUAUCACAGAGGGCACAGACACAGCCACAGCAACAAAUGCAACAGCUAUCGCAGCACGGCCACUCUGAGCAACAGCUUCACUUACAGUUGCUACAGAAAGUGCAGCAACAGCAGCAGCUCUCCCCUGCAAGCUCACUUCUGCAGUCUCAGCAGCUGCAGCAACAACAACAGCAGCAGACUCAUCAGCUAAACCAGCAACUUCAGCAGUCGCCUCUGUCACAGAAUCAGCAGCCACCUGGCAGCAAUAGCUUUUCAACAGCCGCACUAAUGCGAACACAAUCGUUUCCUAUAAACCAGCGCCAUGGCAUGCAGAAACCACAUAUGGCAGUUGGAGCCCAUUCAAGUAUUACAGAUGUAGAAGCGCCAUCUUGUUCUACCUCACCUUCCACUAAUAAUUGCCAGAUUUCUCCACCAAAUUUCCAGAACAGGAACCAACAAGCUCCAGCCAUGCUGCUGGGUGAUUCAGCUAUUGAGCCUGCAAGUAAUCUUGUUCAAGAUCUCCAAAGCAAGUCUGAAAUUCAUGUCAAGAAUGAGUUUCCCAGCUCAAAAGGUCUAGACCAACUAAAAUAUAAAGGUGCUGUGACUGAUCAAUUGGAAGCUUCCUCUUCUGGAACAUCGUAUUGCCUAGAUGCUGGUACCAUCCAGCAGAAUUUCUCGGUCCCAACCUUUGGCUUGGAUGGUGAUGUCCAAUCACAUCCUCGAAACAGUCUUCCUUUUGCAUCUAACAUUGAUGCUUUGGCACCCGAUACUCUAUUGUCGAGGGGAUAUGACUCUCAAAAGGAUCUUCAGAACUUGCUUGCUAAUUAUGGUGGUACUACCCGAGAUAUUGAGACAGAGUUGUCCACUGCUGCAAUUAGCUCUCAGUCAUUUGGUGUGCCAAACAUACCUUUCAAGCCUGGUUGUUCAAAUGACGUUGCCAUCAAUGAUACUGGGGUUUUGAACAAUGGAUUGUGGACCAACCAGACUCAACGAAUGCGUACAUAUACAAAGGUCCAAAAGCGUGGCUCAGUUGGAAGAUCUAUUGACGUCACCCGUUAUAAAGGUUAUGACGAGCUUAGACAUGCUUUGGCCCGAAUGUUUGGCAUUGAAGGGCAACUAGAAGAUCCACAAAGUUCAGACUGGAAACUGGUUUACGUUGAUCAUGAAAAUGACAUAUUACUUGUUGGUGACGAUCCUUGGGAGGAGUUUGUAAGCUGUGUUCAGAGCAUAAAGAUACUGUCAUCUGCUGAAGUGCAACAGAUGAGCUUGGAUGGAGAUCUUGGUAACGUGCCUGUUCCCAAUCAAGCUUCUAGUGGCACUGAUAGUGGGAAUGUCUGGAGAGGACAAUAUGUUGCUAGGUGCUUGAGCUCUGGGUUGUCCAACAACAAUCCCUCAAAUACUGGCACCUUUGUUCCAACUUUUGCUGGUAGUAUUCCACGUACCACCAGUAGUACUGCCGAUUACUGCCAGGAGAGGGGACAGAAGGCAAAGGAUCCAAUAAGCGUCUUGCCAAUCUACUGCCCAUUUAAAACAUUCUCUUGUAAAUGCUAUGACGAUUAA
Dovyalis caffra is the source of this 3555-nucleotide messenger RNA. The record is from the annotation of a GenBank genome assembly. Lineage: Eukaryota; Viridiplantae; Streptophyta; Magnoliopsida; Malpighiales; Salicaceae.